Molecule: messenger RNA, 2996 nt
Organism: Cottoperca gobio
Lineage: Eukaryota; Metazoa; Chordata; Actinopteri; Perciformes; Bovichtidae
Product: inter-alpha-trypsin inhibitor heavy chain H3-like
Exons: 22
Coding region: 1-2733 (910 amino acids)
Biological process (GO): hyaluronan metabolic process
Molecular function (GO): serine-type endopeptidase inhibitor activity
Source: RefSeq, a predicted model, not a curated record
AUGUCUGGACUAAAGGGUGUCGGACUGCUGCUGCUGUGGGGCAGCGCCUGCCUCGGGCUGCCUGGCCUGGCCCGUGGGGCUCUGGUCAUCUCCGGGGACCAUGAAGCUCUGCAGGAGACAAGAGGAGCUGCUAAAUCAUUGCAGAAAAGAAGCACAAAUGAGGCCAUGGUGGAGGUGUUCAGUGUGAGAGUGGACUGCACUGUGACGUCUCGUUUCGCCCACACCGUCAUGACCUCCAAGGCUCUGAACAAAGCAAACGCCUCCCAGGAAAUCUUCUUCGAAGUGGAUCUGCCCAAGACCGCCUUCAUCGCCAACUUCACCAUGGAAAUUGAUGGUCAGACGUAUGUUGGGGCGGUGAAGGAGAAAGAGAAAGCCAAGAAACAGUAUGAGAAGGCAGUUUCCUCUGGACAGACUGCUGGACUGGUCAAGGCUUCUGGAAGAAAGAUGGAGAAGUUUUCAGUGUCUGUCAACAUCGCAGCCAAAAGUAACGUGACUUUCAUUCUGACCUACGAGGAGCUCCUUCAGAGGAAAAAGGGCCAGUACGAGAUUCUGACUCGAAUUAAACCCAAACAACCGGUGCAGGAGUUUCAGAUUGUGACAAACAUCUAUGAGCCUAAGGGCAUUUCUUAUGUGGAUGCCCAUGCAACCUUCCUCUCCAAUGAGCUGCUCCCUCUGGUGGUGAAGACCAUCACAGACAACAAGGCACACAUCUCUUUCUCACCAACUAUGGAGGAGCAGAGGAAGUGUUCAGAUUGUGAUGGAACAAUCAUCGACGGAGAUUUUGUCAUCACGUAUGACGUGAACCGAGCAAAGAGCCUCUGGGACAUUCAGAUUGUGAACGGAUACUUUGUGCACUUCUUUGCUCCCCCUGACCUGCCCAGAGUCCCAAAGAAUGUGGUAUUUGUGAUUGACAGGAGCGGAUCAAUGAGUGGAGGAAAGAUGGCACAGACACGAGAGGCAAUGCUGGCCAUCCUCAAAGACCUCCACGAGGAAGACCACUUUGCCCUCAUUCAGUUUGAUAACAGAAUCGAAUCUUGGAGGAACUCACUUACCAAAGCAACCAAGGAAAAUGUGUCUGAAGGCAUGGCUUACGUCAAAAAGAUACGGGAUAAUGGAUCAACCAAUAUUAAUGAUGCAUUGUUGAGAGCCGUGAACAUGCUGCUCGAAGACAGGAAGGAGAAGAAGCUCCCAGAGAGGAGCAUCGAUAUGAUUAUUUUACUGACUGAUGGGAUGCCAAAUGAUGGAGAGUCUAGAAUCCCGAAUAUCCAGGCGAAUGUUCGUUCUGCUAUCGGAGGAAACAUGUCUCUGUUCUGUCUUGGAUUUGGAAAUGAUGUGGAUUACUCCUUCCUGGAUGUGAUGAGCAGACAAAACAAGGGAGUGGCUCGGAGAAUCUUUGAGGGUUCAGAUGCGGUCAUUCAACUUCAGGGUUUCUAUGAGGAGGUGUCCAGCCCUCUGCUUUUGGAGGUGGACCUGCGUUAUCCUGAGAACGCAGUGGACUCCCUGACUACUAACCACUUCAGCCAGUUGUUUAACGGCUCAGAGAUCGUGGUGGCCGGGCGACUAACCGACAAUGACAUGGAUAACUUCAUGGUGGAAGUGUUCGCUCAGGGGUAUGAGGAGGACUUCAAGGUGCAGGGCCAGGCCAGUGCUGUGGAUUGGGAUGUGAUGUAUCCAAAUGAAGAGUACAUCUUUGGGGAUUUCACAGAGCGUCUGUGGGCUUACCUCACCAUCCAGCAGCUACUGCAGAACAGCAAGACUGCUUCCCCACAGGAGAAUUCCAACGCCACUGCCAAGGCCCUGGACAUGUCUCUGCGUUACAGCUUUGUCACCCCUCUCACCUCCAUGGUGGUCACCAAGCCUGAAACUGAGGACGGAACAGACAGCCCUCUCAUCGCUGACAAACUGACUGAAGAGCAAAGACAACAGGCAGAAAGAGUUUCAUAUCGCCAUUCACCCGUUCAGUAUUCUCGCGCACCAACACCCACAUACUUUGUGGAUGGAGAUCCUCAUUUCCUGAUAGAGCUCCCUGACAGGAACGACGCUCUGUGCUUCAACAUCAACGACAAACCAGGAACCAUUUUCAACCUGGUCAGGGACCCGAAACAAGGUAUCUUGGUCAAUGGCCAGAUCAUCGGAGACAAGAAGAUUCCCCCGGAUGGUAAAAUUAAAACCUAUUUUUGGCGUUUUGGCAUCGUCCAUCAGUCUCUGGGGUUGAAGCUGGAGGUGAGCACUCAGGACAUCUUGGUGCUCCAGGAUGGCAAACAGGUCAAACUGCUGUGGUCUGAUACAGCUUCUGUCAAAGGACCCAAUGUGGAUCUUCUCUUGACCAAGGAUCGCAGCCUAACAGUAACUCUAAAGGAUUCGGUCAAGUUUGUCGUCCUGCUACACAAAGUAUGGGCGAAGCACCCGUACCACCGGGACUACUUGGGUUUCUACACCCUGGACACCCACCUCCUGUCCCCGUUUGUUCACGGCCUGCUAGGUCAGUUCUACCAUGGGAUUGACUAUGAGGUGUCAGACCUGCGUCCAGGUGAAGUCCCAGAGAAACCGGACGCCACCAUGUUUGUGAAAGGCCAGGAGCUCAAUGUGACCAGAGGCUGGCAGAGAGACUUUCGGAGAGACGUGAAGAACGGAGAAAACAUUUCUUGCUGGUUUGUUCACAGUAAUGGAACCGGCCUCAUCGAUGGAGCUGCAACAGACUACGUCAUGUCAGGCCUUUUUAAAACGGUUUAAAAAUGGUUAGCUACACUAUGUCUGCCACAGAAAUAAGAUAUAUUUAAUUCAUACUCAUAUUCAAAUAUGCCUGUACUUACACCAUGAAUGCUCUGACAUCUUGUACUCAGAAGCAAACAGACUUAAUUCACAGCAUUGUAUGGACAAUUUCACAGUUUCUAUCAGUGUCAUUGCUGGACUUAUAAGAAUGGGAAGUAACACAAUCCCAAAAUAGUGAGAGGGACUGGGAGACAGCCUCAGCAAUCACUUGUAUUUUAAUAAAU